GGACAAACUUGGGCGACCAACGAAGGACAGCAGCGCUCAUCAGCGUCGUUCCCUUCAGACGGCAAAAAAACAUGCUACUAGCUGCUGCUACCCAAGCUAGCGCAGCAAUUUCCCUCCCUCUUCCUCCCUCCUCCUCCCCUGCUCUAGCCCGAGGACAUAAAAAAUAUACUACUGAGAAAAAGAAUCCCACUAUCUCAUGACAUAUGGAGGAGAGAGAAGGGGCAGCAAUCCCACUACGGUCAUCCACAAGACAUUCCUUCCUCUCCCUCUCUUCCGUGUGCUCGAGACGACAUCUAGCAGCUGCUCCUCCCCGUCCUUCCCUCGCCCCUCCUUCUCUCCUCCUGUUCAUAGCGCGGCCGGCGAGGAUUUCCGUCGGCGAGCACGAGAAGCAAUUGGGAUCGAUCCUUGGAUGGAUGCAGCCCAGUGGCACCAGGGGCUAGGGCUCGUGAAGCCCAUGGAGGAGAUGAUCAUGGCUGGAAACCCAAAUCCUAAUCCUAAUGGGAACCCGAGCCCACAGCCGGCGCCGCCGUCUGGCGCCGAAGCCCAGAGGGCUCCCCUCCCUGGCCAGCCGGCAGCAGGAGCGGGCGCGGCGGCCGGGACGGGCUCCACCGAGCGGAAGGCGGCGCGGCCGCAGAAGGAGAAGGCAAUCAACUGCCCGAGGUGCAACUCUACCAACACCAAGUUCUGCUACUACAACAACUACAGCCUCCAGCAGCCGCGCUACUUCUGCAAGACGUGCCGCCGCUACUGGACCGAGGGCGGCUCGCUCCGCAACGUGCCCGUCGGCGGCGGCUCACGGAAGAACAAGAGAUCGUCGUCCUCGGUGGUGUCGUCCGCGGCGGGCGCCGUCUCUACAUCCGGGGCGGCGUCUGGGACGGUCCCCGUCGGCGGGAUGCCGGCCAAGAACCCGAAGCUGAUGCACGAGGGCGCGCACGACCUCAACCUGGCGUUCCCGCACCACCACGGCCGCGUCUUGCACCCGUCCGAGUUCGCGGCGUUCCCUAGCCUGGAGAGCAGCAGCGUCUGCAACCCGGGAGGCGCCAUGGCGGCCAAUGGCGUGGGCGGUGGGAGGGGCAUGGGCACGUUUUCAGCGAUGGAGCUGCUGAGGAGCACCGGCUGCUACGUACCGCUGCCGCAGGUGCAGCUCGGGAUGCCGCCGGAGUACGCAGCCGCGGGGUUUGCGCUUGGCGAGUUCCGCAUGCCCCUGCAGCAUCAGCAGCAACAUCACCAGCAGCAGCAGCAGCAGCAGCAACAACAUCACCAGCAUCAGCAUCAGCAACACCAGCAGCAGCAGCAGCAGCAGCAGGUUCAGAACAUGCUCGGGUUCUCGCUGGACACGGGAGGAGGUGGCGACGGCGGGGGAUACGGCGGCGGGUUGCAGGGGGCGCAGGAGAGCGCAACGGGAAGGAUGCUGUUCCCCUUUGAGGACUUGAAGCCGGGGGCUAACGCAGCUGGAGGUGGUGGUGCAAGUGGCGGUGAUCAGUUUGAGCACAGCAAAGAGCAAGGCGGCGGCGGUGGCCAUGAGACCCUGGGGUUCUGGAAUAACAGCAUGAUCGGGAACGGCAGCAGCAAUGACGCCGGCGGUGGCGGUGGCGGCGGCUCGUGGUAGGAUGGCGACAGCAUGCAUGGCUCAUGCACACGCGGUUGUCAGCAUGUGGAGAUGAUAGGGAUAGAGACAAGCGGGUUAAUAAGCGGUGGUGGUGAUUAGUGUUACAUAUGGCGUUUGAUCCUUCUUUUGAUUGCGUUUGGUUUUUCUACUGUUCUUGGCCUUCCUUCCUUAAUUUCUUGGUGUUUGUUCAUGUGUGUGGUGACGAUCAACUUGGGGGUCUAACACAGCUGAGUACACAGAUUAAGUAAGGUGUGUUGAACUAGUGAUUA
Molecule: messenger RNA, 1878 nt
Organism: Hordeum vulgare subsp. vulgare (domesticated barley)
Lineage: Eukaryota; Viridiplantae; Streptophyta; Magnoliopsida; Poales; Poaceae
Product: dof zinc finger protein 2-like
Exons: 2
Coding region: 197-1609 (470 amino acids)
Biological process (GO): regulation of DNA-templated transcription
Molecular function (GO): DNA binding; DNA-binding transcription factor activity
Source: RefSeq, a predicted model, not a curated record